Bactrocera oleae (olive fruit fly) is the source of this 6154-nucleotide messenger RNA. RefSeq lists its product as uncharacterized. Gene Ontology annotation, molecular function: protein binding; ubiquitin protein ligase activity; metal ion binding. The record is from RefSeq and is a predicted model, not a curated record. NCBI's taxonomy places the organism in Eukaryota, Metazoa, Arthropoda, Insecta, Diptera, Tephritidae.
AUUUCAUCCUUGGCAUAAACGGCGCAGGUUGGACGCUUUUCUUUGCGAAUUUUUCAGUUCGACAAACGCGUUUUCUGUAAUUUUCAAAGUAAAAUCAAGAACAAAAACACAGUGUUGGAGGUGUGUGUGUGUGCGAAUACAGCGUUGAAAAGUCGUGGAGAACGUGCCAGACGCAACAAAAAAUAUGUUCAUUGUUUUACAUUUUGUGCUGUGCUGAUUUUUAACCAAUUCAUAUUGAAGGAAAACAGUUGCUUUUGUGUUUUGUGUUUUGUUUUUGCGUAUUUUUCUUACAUUCUGCUACCGAGUACGCCGAUUUUCGUUCGCUACAGCAUACGGCAAGUAAAGUUUUUGUUUGGUUUGAAAUUUUCAUUUCUUACAAUUAAAGCAUGAUUAAGAAAUCGAAAUCAAAUCGAGUGUUUAAAAAUAAAUUCAUCGGUGUGAAUCCAAAAAUACAAUAAAUAAAUGUGUUACGGUGAGUGUCAGAACGUCACAUAACGUUGGCGACGACGUCGAAGGCAGCUGGCUGGCUGGCUGGCUGACGUGAGUACGGCCAAGCAAAGCAAAGCAAAGCAAAAGCAGUUACGUAAAGAGUGGAGAAGCGUAUACAGUAUGUGUGUGUGUUUGUGGGCAUAUUGAAAUGGUUACAAAACAAGUUGUUACGCCCAUUGGCUAGAAUUUUCUGAAGCGUUUGUUCAAUUUUCUCACCAAAUCAGGCGUAAUUUUCACCAGUGAAAUUUUAGUGAACUUAUUUAGAAACCAAUUUGUGCUAGCAGCUGGUAGCAGCUGUCGUGGCGUUUGUAAAUAUGCGUGGAGGCGUGGCUGCCUGCCAUUAAAAUGUUGUCGGCAGUCGCAUUUUUCUACAGAGUUCAAAUACGGCGCUGAAGUCGUCGGAAGCGGACGCAUUAACUCCAGCAGCUGGACAAAUUGGUCGAAAAAUAAAUUCACCUCAAUUCCAAAUAACUUGAAAAAUAACGGUGAAUUAUUGCAAAUCAAGGCGUUAAAUAGUGUGUACAAACGGUUUUAGUUUUUGUGCUCGAUUCAGUGUUAUAAAUGAAUGCCAAAUGUAAUGGUUGAUAAGUGUAAAAAUCUAUAACAGUGUUACGUAAAGUACGUGUUACGUCUUCAUGCGGUGAAAAAAACGAAGAAAUUACAAAAAUUUGUUUUUGUUUAAGAGUUCGAAGUCGCACCGCAAAGGUGAAAGGUUGUGCAUUAAAGAGCAAAACAACAAAAAUAAUAAUAAAUAAGUAAGAUAAAUAAAAAAUAAAAUCAGAAUUGUGAAAAAAAAACGCGAAAAUGCGAAAAAUUAUUACUCAGUGAAUGUGUAGCAACAAAUCAAUAGAAUAGUGUUUACACAAGAAAAAGAAGAACAAGCAAUUUUGCAGUGAAUAAGCAACAAAUAAUGUCAAAAAGUGCCACUGAGCAAUAUCAAAUCAAAAAGAAGCGAAAACACAACCAAAAUAAAGCAAAGAACAACCAGCAAGUGAAGCAAACAAACCAAAUUUUUAAAAAUCAAAUUAAAAUUCACCAAAAUAAUAAAUACAAAGUGUUUAAGAAAUAUACAACAACUACUGGCGACGCUCUAAUCAAACAAUUAACGCUCACUGAAUUCUGUCUGCAGCAGCAGCAGCAGCUACAACAGCAACAACAACUUGAAUACUUAUUUAAUAACAGCAACAGCAACGUAAAUUUAGUGACGCCAACCAAAGUAAUUGUUAACGCCAAGAACGUCAAUAGCGACGUUGUUGCGACGCGUCAGUGCGCGCAGUGCAACAAUCUAGAUAACAACACUGCAACGCAGCGUUCGUGCUGCUUACGUGACCACGCGCAGGUGCUGUUACAAAAGAGCAAAACACGCCUAAGCGAAUAUAAUAGCAACAUUAGUAGUAUUCUGAUUAGAAGCAAACGCAACGCCAAUAGCAACAUGCCGCUCUCACAAGGCUUCUCAGCGAAAGUGUGUGCCGGCGGUGCAGUAAAGCGCACCGCACCCAAGCCUGCGCUACCCCGUCAAGUGGAGGCUGCGAAGCGCAGCAAAUCAGCAGCGGCAGAGAAUUUUACACGCCUCGCGCCACAGCGGCAUCUGCAUGCGCGCCACGCUAAUAGCGGCAAUAGCAGUAAUAGUAACAAAUGUUUGAAGAGCAGCAAAUUCGACAGCGCGUACAAGUCCAUGACAACCGCGUUGGGCGCGUCCUCACUACUAGUGGGCGCCGGUGCGCGCUAUGCGUCCAAUACUUCUACUGAUCUCACGCAUAGCAGCAAUUUACAGUUCUACUAUUUGCUAGCUGAGUCUCUGACGCGCUACGGUAGCCUCUUAGAGGCAUUUGAUGUAUAUGCAUUUAUAGCCAGCGAGCAGCUAGAUAGCUGCAUACCGCUGGAUCGUCUCAAUACAUUCGCGAGCGCGCUUAUAACGUACGUGCGACAAAUGGGCGCGUCUGCUAAUGACAACAGCCAGGAAUUAUUCGCUACGUCCGUGGUGAGCGCGAAUAAACUCUCUGAAAGCACUGCGCUCGAGUCCGCAUUAAAAGUGAAGUAUGAGCGCAGCUCCGCCAGCUGGAGCACCGGUGCAUCGGGUGUGGUGCCAUGUGGAAUUACAGCCACUACACCGCCCGUGCCGGAUGCGGUCGUGGGCGCGGGCUUAGCGGACAUGCAUUCGCCUACGCGAGAACUAUUACGUGUGCCAAGUCCGACGCAAAGCGAGGACUACGAUCCAUUACUUUGCCCGCUGUGCAAUGACAUACUGCGUUGUCCGGUGACAACGAAUUGUGGGCACACUUUUUGCCGACUGUGUUGUGAUACCAUUACGCAAUGCAAUAUUUGUCAUGUGAAGUUUCCGCGCAGCAGUCACGAUGACUUCGUCUCGGACGUAACGAGUGGCGCGCGCAGUUACGCGAACACGUCUAGCUCAACGCUCACCACACUAACAACUUCUACAACUUCGUCGGCGGCUUUAUCAUCUGCAAGCGCUUAUUCGAUGCCAGCGCAUGUAGGCGCGUCGCGCUUGCCAUCAUCUCAUCAAAAUGCGUCCACCUCGGCGUCGGUGUUCACAAACAUUUCCACUUAUGCACCAACUGCUGCGAACAAUACGGCUUCACUAAGCAAUGAUAAUUCUUUGCUUAGAAGACGCCUUCAAUCACGUACCUCACUUGGUGCUAGCAACAACGGCAAUGAUAGCUUGGAAACAACUGUUGCACCCACUCGCUUGCAGUUGGUGCCGACGCCGACGCCUACCCCGCCAACGACCGUGACGACGGCAACUGUUGCUUUAACAACGGCCACGGCCACCACAACAAUGGCGUCCUCGGCAUCCGGCGGCGGUGUUGGCGGCGCUGGCAUUGCGGCGUCAUUAAACAGCUCUGCAGCAAAUAUGAAAUUCAUGCCAGACGUCUUAGUGCGCCGUCUGGUGGAGAAAUGGUGGGGCGCUGAUUUGCAGGCAAAGAAGAACAAUGAAACCGCCGCCAGCUAUAUGCAUAUGAAUCUGCUAGAUGAUGCGUUAAAAUUCUGCAACGCCAGCUUGGAGAAAUCUCCAUCCAAUUUCAAAAGCUUAUUAUUGCGCGCCGAAGUCCUGCGUAAGCUCAAUCAUUUCCAAAGCUCUUUGGCCGAUGUUGAGAACGCAUUGAAGAUACGCCAUACAUCAGCGAAGGCUCAUUAUCUACGCUCUCUGGCUUUAUGUGAUCUAGGCCGCUGUGAUGAGGCACUCUACGACAAUUGUCUGGCCAUUAGUCUCGACAGGGACACUUUACUCACUAGUUCGGAACUAUUUCAACAUGAUCUCGCAAAGAAUUUGCAGAAACUUCUCGCCCAAACCCCGAAAAGCAAAUCGCUGCUACAGCGUACCUUCAGCUCGGCCGCUGCUGUGGCCGCAGUUCCUUACAAAUUACUCUCGGCGGAGCAACAAUUGCGCCGGCGCAAACAAAUCGCUCUGCUGAGCAAUGCCAAUGGCGAUCAUCUGAGCUCAUACGAUGACGAGUUCAUACCGUAUGACAGUAAUAAAUGUGAUAUUGUCGCAGAUGGCGACUAUCUAACACCAAUGGAUGGCGCCAUCGGAGACCUUGGUGGUGUCGGUGUGGGUGAUGGUGUGGGCGGCGGUAACGCCAAUAUUUCCGGCUAUAUCUCAGGUAUCGGCGACACGCUCAUGGAUAAGCGUUUCUCCAUCUAUGCCGGCAUGGAGAAACACUUCGAUAUUGAGCUGCGACGACAAGCAUCGCGUAAACAUUUUCGUCGGAAAUGGACGCCCAAGGAGACGGAGCUGGUGCCCACAUUGAGUUCGUCGUUGGAAGAGGUGCACUACAGUGCGCUGUUUCGCAGCACUUUGGAGCGGGCGAAACUAGAGCUGCAGCGAUUGAAAAAGCUCGAUUUGGCUAACGGUGCGCCACAGAAGCAAAUGUUGCAAGCGCCAGCCGGUCUUGUGGAUGCCAGUGAUUUCGAUUGUGUGCUGUGUUGCCGCACCUUCUGGAAGCCGGUGGUGACACCAUGCGGUCACACCUACUGCCGGGUAUGCUUGGAUCGUUGCAUGGAUUACACCUCCUCGUGUCCAUUGUGCAUGUCGCCACUUGUGGAACCAAAUGUCAAUACCAUGUAUCAGGGCUCAUCCUCGCCCGUUCCCUUCAUUGUGGCCAAGCGGCCUGUGACCAAAUUUCUUGAAGCCGCAAUGAAACGAUUCAUUCCAGACAACUACGAGAAACGUUUUCAGCAAGAGAUCGAUUUGGAGCCAUCGGUGCCGGUCUUCAUUUGUACAACCGCCUUCCCCUACGUACCAUGUCCGCUAUUCGUGUAUGAGCCACGCUAUCGAUUAAUGGUGCGUCGCGCUGUUGAAUCGGGUGAGAAGCAAUUCGGCAUUGUACAGCCGAAUAGCGGUAAAUCACGUUACUUCGAUGUAGGCACUAUGCUGGACAUACGUGACUGUGUGUUGCUCGGUGAUGGCUGCUCCAUACUCAGCACGGUGGGUUGCAAGCGCUUCAAAAUUUUAGCACGCAACGAGAAGGAUGGCUACGAAACGGCCAAAGUGGAAUAUAUCUACGAUGAAACCAUACCCGAUGAGAUGGUGAAGACGGUGAACAAUAUGCAUGCGAUCGUUUUGGCAAAAGCCAUUGACUGGUUCGAAAGCCUCAGCACCGAACUGAAGCAAGAGAUAUUGCAAAGCCUCGGCCAGAUGCCAGCGGUGGAGGAGAACUGGGAGACCAUUGCUGAUGGUCCAGCGUGGGCAUGGUGGAUCAUUGCAUUGCUGCCGCUCAAUCAGCAAUUGAAGGUGGAUAUACUGGCUACAACAUCGCUAGAGAAGCGGCUGCGCGCCAUCGAAAAGACCUUGGACUACAUGUCCGGCACUUUGCGACGCACGCAACAAAAUGACUGCAGCGUUGUGGUGCCGCAGCAGCAGCAGCAACAGCAACAACAACAGCAGCAGCAAUUGCAACAAGAGCAACAAGAAGAUUGCGAGCUUGAGCUGCCGCAAAGUGAUGAAUGCUGCCAGCGCACAACCACCAAUGCGCUGCGCAGCGUCAAUGGUGAGCCGCAUCAUCACCACCAUCACCAUCAUCAUCAUCACCAUCAUCACCACCACCAUCAUCAUCAUCACGCGAGCAGCAGUGAGCAACAACAAUUAUUACUGUAGUGUUACUCAGGCUGUGAGGCGCUGUCGUCGCGAGAGAGAUACGCAGGGAAUGUAAUUUGUGAGAGGAGAAAAUGUUUGCGUGCAACGGGAAAUGCAUCAAUAAAUACUAAAAGCUUUAAAGAAAUCUGAAAAUUAAUUAACACACACACACACACUUGAAAAUCACAAAAAUAUAAGUUGCGCUCUGCGCAUGUGCAACCUCUGCACAUUAAGAAAACCCAUAUUAAACACACAUACACACAAACUGCAAUUGUGCGGUCUUCUAUGUAAAGUGGCAACAGCCAAGGCUUAUGCCGCAAUUAGUUUAAGUUUUCCUAAUAUUUUUUCUAAAAAUACCAUGUAUGUAGAUAUAUAAGUAAUGUAGUUACCAGAAAUUAAUCUGAUAUAUGUAAGUGUAUGUGUAAUAUGAGUUAGAUGUCGUUUAAGCAGUUUUAGCAUUGUAAUCUAAUUACUCGUCUUAUACCAUUUCAAAUGAGGGAAUUUAUAAAAAAAUCUUAAAAUAUAAACAAAAGUGUAGACAAUUAAUCGAAUUAACAGUUGAGCGUGAAA